AACAAACCUCAUUUUCCAUCAUGGCGAAUGUUUCCCAUUUACACAGCGUUUUCUUCGUGUAAAAAUCGUCUUUUAUCGCGCGCAUCCAGCAGUCAUCCUUCCAUUGUUUCAUUAAUUAGUAUUUUGCAUGAUCCUAAGAAGCUACUCGUGUAGUUCUGGGGGUGAUUUUGUCACUGAAUCGUGUAUUUUGAAGCUGAUUUUGAGCACGCACUUCGGGGAAGCAAUCACCAUUCUGGUAAGUCACAUGUUUUGCUGUUAUUUCGUUAAAUAUUCCCAAACUACACAUUUCAGUCUGUUGAUGGUACCCAGGUGCUAUGUAAUGUUUACAGAAACAAAGGGAUGUUGUUUCUGAUGCACUUCACCGCCCGAUGCCCUGAAAUUAAGAAUUUUUGAAGCAUUAUUCUUGGCUGUGGAUCUAUUUUCUGUGAUUUAUUUUAUUAGCAUGAAAUAAACUUUACAGUACUACAAGUUUAAUUCACUAAAGUGGGUAUAUUUUUGUAACUGACACUUCAAAUAAUUUUGCAUAUUUUUAAAUGGCUGUGUGUGAGCGGCCAUUUUGAAAAAAACCAAACACGUUGGACAAGGGUACCCACUCUGGGUAGUUUAGAAAUCCGUGUCUCAACUCUCGGAAUUAAUUUUCUGCAAUUAAUUGUGAGCCAGAAAACAAAAAUUCAUUUGAUAUCCAGUGAUUCAGUGGAAAUAAAUGCAAACUCGUCACAAAUUUAAUAUUUGUGAAGUGUUCCAUUUACCCCAUGUAUACGGGGUAAUUGGAACAUGCAUAUAUUCCCAUUCAGUUUUUAAAGGUAUUCAUUGUAAAUAUUUACUCAACAUUUAUUUUAAUCAUAUGGGUGAUUUAAAUAAUCUGAAGACUGCGGCAUUUCUGAAAGGUGAUUUUAAUGAGCAACCAAUGCGUUUUAUGUCUUGCAGAUUAAUUAUGCCACGAAAAAAAACAUCUUGGACACCGACCUAUGGAAAAUGGAAGACGGAAGCAAUGGAACGUGCAAUGCAGGCUGUGAAGAAUGAGAAACUUGGAUUAAGGCAGGCAGCAAAGCAGUACGGCGUACCACAAGCAACACUGUGCAGGAGACUACGAAAAGGAGUGUCAGCUGUUGAACCUGCUACAAGGCCACCUAUUUUCACUGCCGAGGAUGAGCAACUCCUUGUGCAGUAUGUGCAGGAAAUGGAAGCACUUGGCUUUGGACUUUCCAUCAGUGCUGUGCGUAAGCUGGCCUAUGAAAUGGCUGAAGAUGCUGGAAUAAACCAUCGGUUUAACAAAGAGGAAAAGAAGGCAGGUUACGACUGGUAUCAGGGAUUUAUGAGACGACAUCCAGAACUCUCGCUUCGGAAACCCGAAGGAUUGUCAGCUGCUCGUGCAGCAAUGUUGAACCCCAAAGUUAUUGGGGAUCACUUCACCAAGCUCGGAGAAGUUCUGGACACCACAGGCCUGAAGUCAAAACCAGCCCAAAUCUACAAUCUUGAUGAAACUGGAUUAAGUCUAGUACAUACUCCCUCAAAGGUAAUCUCGACAAAAGGCAAAAAGACCGUCCAGUCUCGCACAAGUGGUGACCGGGGUGAAAAUGUGACAGUGCUGGUGUGUGCCAAUGCCCAAGGCACUGUUCUGCCACCCUUCAUCAUAUUCAAGGGAAAACGCCUCAGUCCAGCUUUGACCCAAAGUGCUCCUCCAGGAACCCUAUUUGGUGUGAGCGACUCAAGUUUCAUCAAUGCCGAACUGUUCGAGACAUGGAUUAAGAGGAUGUUCAUCCCUUCAUUGCCACCUUCACGUCCUGUGCUCCUCAUCUUGGAUGGCCACUACUCACACAUCACAAUAUCAACCCUCAAACUAGCCCGGGAGAAUUCCAUCCACAUAUACUGCCUACCACCCCACACCACCAACCACACCCAACCUCUGGAUAAAUCGGUCUUUAGGUCCGUCAAGAGUUCCUACAAUCAGAGAUGUGAGCGCUUCAUGCGUGAGAAUCCACAGCGGCUCAUCACACGCUAUGACUUCUGUGGGAUUUUCAGGGAUGUGUUCCACAGUGCCUUGAGCAUGGCCAAUAUUGUCAGUGGAUUCAAGUCUACUGGAAUAUACCCAUUCAACCCACUGGCAAUAACAACUGAACACAUGCAGUUUUCAUCCGUUGAAACAGAGCUGGAAUUUGCAGAGCCGGUACAAGGCGAAGUGGCUUCAGCAGCAUCAAAUUCAUCCAUCACCACAAUACCAGUGGUUCUGAAUGCUGGUAGCACUGUGAUAGAUCUGCCUACAGUUGAUGCUCCUGCAUCAGUACCUGCAUCAGAAGAUGAUGUUCCCAUGGAGAUUGACACUGACACACCUAGUCAGUUUCCGCUUGUGGUUGAUUUUAAAGUGCACAACACAUACAUACAUGUACCGAUAGGUUUAAAUGUCAAAAAGCUUAAACUCAAAAUAAGCAAUAAGCUUGCUUAAUAGAGCAUGAGCAACAUGUUUUUAUUGACAAGUUGGUUUCCUCUC
Acanthaster planci (crown-of-thorns starfish) is the source of this 2488-nucleotide messenger RNA. RefSeq names its product jerky protein homolog-like. Lineage: Eukaryota; Metazoa; Echinodermata; Asteroidea; Valvatida; Acanthasteridae. The record is from RefSeq and is a predicted model, not a curated record.